Colletotrichum spaethianum is the source of this 996-nucleotide messenger RNA. RefSeq lists its product as uncharacterized. Lineage: Eukaryota; Fungi; Ascomycota; Sordariomycetes; Glomerellales; Glomerellaceae. The coding region runs from base 1 to 996 and encodes 331 amino acids. The transcript has 2 exons. The record is from RefSeq and is a predicted model, not a curated record.
AUGGUUCUCGGCAUGGACUCGUGGUAUGUCCUGACGGUGCGCAACGUCCCCAAGCGCCUCGGCCUCUCGGCGAAUGCCAAGGUAAUGCUGCAAGCCCUAGAAGACUAUAAGUGCACCUCCAUCGAUGAGGCCGAGAUCGGCCGCAUGCUGCGCCUGAGCCCUGGCAGACGCCAAUCGAUGAUUGAUACUAUUCGGAAGUGCACGACUAUGAUGGCGAAGAAGCAGGAGGAGGUUGAAAUCUGCGUUCUGGUCAUUCAGAUGUGCACCGAGAUUUUGGAGAUCGCCAAUCGGCCUCCUCCCAACAACCACUUCCCCUUCAUGAAGUUGCCCCGAGAGCUUCGAGCCCGUGUGUUGGGCAUGAUCAUCGACUCCGAGCCCAAGAGCUGCCGCAUGCCCCCGAUCAAGCGGUCUCAGCAGGUGUACCCGUGCAACUGUGCCAACCCUGAGAGAGCCCAUGUGGGAUUCCUGACGGGCAAGCAGUGGGCGAUCUACAAGAUACUCGGCAGAGCGCUGCGUGACGAGUUUUAUCCCAUUUACUACGAGCGGCAGGCCCAAUACUUCGCCUGUUGCUGCGACCUCCUCAGCCAGCUUCACACCAACCGGUGUCUUCGCGACUAUCUGCGUAAGGCCGAGGUCCAUUGGUGCGGUCCUAGGUCUGACGAAGCGUUCAAGGAGUUGGCCAAGUGCCCCAACCUCACGGAGCUGACCAUUAAACUCUCCAAGGGCACCACCGCCAUCCUCAACAAGCGCGAGGAGAAGCUCCAAGCUAGCUUCCCCCUCGACUACAAGCACAAGAGGGUCACAGACAGCCUCGGCGCUGACGAGCUCUUCACCAUCCGGGGCGUCAAGGAGGUGGAUGUCCAGCAUAUUCACUCGGCUCUGAAGCUUCAGUUGACCGACUUCGACCGUCAGGGUCUACACUCAGCUUUGGAGGCCACUGUCUUACUGCCCAAGCCCGUCGUCCACACUGGCUGGCGACCGCUCACUUCUCGCUGA